Molecule: messenger RNA, 3644 nt
Organism: Actinia tenebrosa (Australian red waratah sea anemone)
Lineage: Eukaryota; Metazoa; Cnidaria; Anthozoa; Actiniaria; Actiniidae
Biological process (GO): triglyceride biosynthetic process
Cellular component (GO): plasma membrane
Source: RefSeq, a predicted model, not a curated record
AACCUGUCACACUUGGAAACAUAGUAGUUGAGGAGUAAUUUUUACCGAAAGCCAGAUGAAAAGUGAUGAARAAUACAGCCAUCAGAGUGUUCACUUCUCGUUGAAGGUUUAUCGAGUAUUAAACAAUGGCUGGAUGGCUAACGUAGAAUGUCAGCUUCUCAUAAUAGUGCUUGGGCUUCUCCAAGGCUCUCAGAUCAAGAAAACAAUGAAUAUGAUGACUCAGAACCGGCUAAAUCGCUCUCAUCCAGCAAGAAACAAAGACAUAAAUACAAGAUCAAAAGACUGCGACAUCCUACCGAUUCUUUCCUUUUACUAAAGUUCUUUCAAUUUCUCAUUGCCUUUGUGAUGAAUGCGGUUCUCUUUGCUAUUUUUGUGUGCCUUUGCUUGACUGUUCUACCGGUUGGUCUUUUCGUUCGCAAGCUAGUGGUAUCUUGCUGCGUUCGGUUUAACAGCCGGAAUGGAAAGUUAAAAGAAGCAAGUUCUUGUGAUGCCCUGUGGUUGAUUCCAACAUCUUAUGUAAACACUAGCCAAAUGUCCAGCAUUUUUUUUCUCAUGGAAGGUGACAUUUCAAUCGAAAACAUUCAAGAGUUUAUCAGCGAUAAAUGGCUUUACUACUGCAGUAUUCUCAAAAGACAUCGUUUUCCUAAAUUAAGGAAAUUCGCCUUGAGUGUGUGUUCGGGAUUCGCAUGGAAGCAGAUUGAGAAUUUCCGUGUUGAAAAUCUAGUUUGUCUAUCACAAACUCGUGAAUUAGAAUUAAUACUGGACGAAGAAGUCGAUCUGUUAGAAGACUCCCCACAUGUAGAACAAAUCAACUCUCAUUCUGACCGCAAWGACUUGUGGAAAGUCAGUUUAUUCCCUAAGUUUCUCAACUCCAACGAUACUGGUGUAUUGUUCCAAAUGCACCCGAGCGUGAGCGAUAUUUUUCCUUUUUCAAGGCUGGUAUUUGAAACUCUAGGCUACAAAACUGUAUAUUUGAAAGAUCGAUGCUUCCUAAUGCAAAGACUGUGUUUGUAUUUGUGCACUGCUUUUGUAGGACCUUCAAUUAUCCUACGCCGUUUGUUGUGUUCGCGCGCGAACACUGUGCUGGACAAGAAUAAUARUAUUGCACAAGGGUCGUGUGGCUACAAAAAAGUAUUAUGGAGCGACGCCAUCGACAUGAAAUGCGUCAAAAAGAUCAAAGACAUCACAAGGACUAAAGUGAAUGUUAUCCUGAUGUCAUGUCUGGCUGGUGCUCUUCGCUCAUACCUCCAUAGAUGUGGUGUUGUCAACCCAGAUGAUGUCCGUGUCAGUUUGCAGGACGAUAUUAGACCACAGCACGGUAAACUACGGCUUGAAAACUGCUUUUCCAGUAUUUUUGUCAAUCUUCCGUCUGGAACAGAAGGGGCCGUUCCACGUCUUUGGGAUACGAGAAGAAGAAUGGAGGAGUUCUCRGGUAUUAUCGAAAACUUUUCAUUCAAUAGUUUUCUACGAUUUUGUCUGGUUAUUUUUCCGUUAUCUUUCGUCCGACGCAUUAUCGAUUAUCUUCUGGGGAAAGCUUCUUGUUCGGUGACUUUUCUCAAUGGUCCUAAUACACCUCUGUACUUCAAUGGAAAAAUGGCUAAAUUUAUGACAUUUUGGACGCCAAAACCAAAUGGAAGCGGAAUUGCUUUAUCUCUAGCUACCCACGCAAACCAGUUACGAUUAGGUGCCGUAGUGCACCAGAGACAGCAAUGUGAUCCAAUUUUUCUUUUGACUGCAUUUCAAAAGGAAGUUGAGAACCUCUCUAAACAUUUAUCACAAAGAACUUUGCCGUCCCAUCUGAGAUGGCGAGCCAAACAGCAGCUGCAAAUGGAAGACAGAGAAGACCGAAAUAGGAACACGAGUGAACCAGCUGUUUAAACCUAAUUUCUUUCCCAGUCAGGCGAUAUUAUUCUUUUUCAUUUGUUUCUUUAUAGCAUGACUUAUUAUAAGGUCCUGUAUUCAAGUGAAAUUUGUAUAGAAAAUCGCAUGACCUCGAGUACAAUUCGUAAAUAAUAGGUACAAGUGAUUUUUUGAAAAUUCUCGUAAUUCAAGAACUUUACAAACAUACAAGUGCUAAAAAAUACAAUUUAAAAUAAUUACUAGAGUGCUCACACUAAUAUAAAUCCGUGAAACAAAUACUAAUUUUUAGCACUUAAUAGUGAUAAUUAAACAAUACAAAACAAAGGAUUCUGCAUGAAAUAGUACUAAUUAGUGCUAUUUAAUGUUCACGGUUUUAGUGCGUGCACUCUAAUUGUACAAACGUAGUGCGAUUCUUCGUUUAUAGCACACUCAUCAAAAUAUUCGAAUCAUAGGCAUUUAGCUGUAUCUUUGGCCAUUUAUUCUUAGAUAAGAAAAUCUGAUUAAGGAAAAUUGAAAUACUUAAAAAACUAUGGAGUAGUUAAUGAUUAAUUUUACUCCUCUUAUCCAAUCGGAAUCGAGGAAUUUUGUUGAGUGUACUACUAUWUCUAAAAUUUAUGUACAAAUGAGAUUGAGAGACAAUUCCAUGAUUCCACUUGUCAUGGUGCAUCCAACUUCUCGGCAUUAUAUGAAUCCUUCUAGGGCUCCCAUCGUGAAAAGAAGUUGUUUGUGUACCGUAAACUGUGUUAUAAGUUAAAGUAAAAGUGCGCUGCCUUGUAAACCUUUGUUUAUGCUUCAAGUCACUGGAACGACUUUUGUUUAUGAAACAGGAGGAGUGGUGUAAUACCUUCGUAUUUUGGUAUCUCGCCUCCACAGUUCCUCUCCUCACGUAUCCGACAGCACGCACUCGUGGUUCCAUAAAUAAAAGCAAUCUUUUUUCUCGCUGGUCUACUAUACCAACUACAUCCAGCUGAUCUGAAAUAAUGACGUAGAAAUUACAUUUCUGCAAAACUGAGGUUCAUGAAGCCGAAUAAAUUGAAUAAAAACAUGCCCGCCAUURAAAUUCAMAUAUAAAAGGCAAUAAUUUUUGUGUCAUUGUUAUUAACGACAUUUUUUCCAUUUGGUGACCUGGAAAUCCUUAAUUUUAAGAGGAAAAAUACUCCAGUUUUACAGAUUUUCUCGAUUUUGAUUGGCUAACAUUUUUUUCAGAUCAGCUGGAUACUCUGUUUAUUUACCAUGUAAUAUUACGUUGUAUAUAUUAUAUAGAGGCUUUACACCAUCACAUGAUGGCAGCCAUGACAGUAGGCACAACAAUAGAGUCGUUUUCCCCUGGGAAACUGAAAUCUUUCUCAUGUAAAUAAAAUUAGACCAAAUCAAAUUAUUCCUUCCUCUUGUCAUGGCUGCCAUCACGUGAUGGUGCAAAACCUUUAUAAACGACAAAACUGUGACAUACUUAUCAGAGGGAGGGGUAUGAUGCAUCACAGGAGGUAAUCCUGACCAAUAUCAUGUUACGAAGCAACAGACCAUACAACGGCAGAUCUAGGAUCCAGAAAAGGGCUUGCAUUAUUGUUAUAAAUUUUAAAGAGUGAGAGAAGUGAUCUACCAUCACCGUCAAUAUACGUGAUCUCGCGAUUUAUUAAUUGACCGUCUGUUGAAAAAUAAUCCUGGAUCUGCCCAGGUUAUGAUAUUGUACAAUCAGCUUUUGUAUUUAUCGUGUAUAUAAUUCGUAUCUUAUGUAUAUAGUAUAAGAAUGUACAUUGAAAAUGAAACCGCUGGCGAUUUCUGAA